Chanos chanos (milkfish) is the source of this 2379-nucleotide messenger RNA. Its product is annotated as arachidonate 15-lipoxygenase B. Lineage: Eukaryota; Metazoa; Chordata; Actinopteri; Gonorynchiformes; Chanidae. Bases 1 to 2379 code for a protein of 792 amino acids. The record is from RefSeq and is a predicted model, not a curated record. Gene Ontology annotation, molecular function: iron ion binding; protein binding; oxidoreductase activity, acting on single donors with incorporation of molecular oxygen, incorporation of two atoms of oxygen. The transcript has 15 exons. Gene Ontology annotation, biological process: lipid oxidation.
AUGAGAGAAAAUGAACAAAGUAUCAGGAACUGGUGGAGAGGCUGGAAGACAUACUAUGAGCCCAAAGAGGUGGGCUGCAGCGGCUUUGCAGGACGCUCACUCUACAAAGUCCACGACUAUUUGAGCAUUACAAAGGCGGCAAAGAAGAGGGCCAUCCAAUCCAUGAGUGAAGCCACCAGGUGGCUUUGGAUCAAGAGUGCUGAUGCAUGGGCAGUUGCUGCUGGGAUGCAAGUCGGGGCCCGAUCAACCCCAGCUGCGUUGCCUGGGCGAGGGUAUCUGAUGUUGAGAGACCCGAAACACCCGAGGAUCCCAGGUCACAUCGCUGAUGAUGCGUCCCAGCACAUCCAGAAGAUUCCAAAGUGCUUCCUCAUCUUAAAACCCAUGGAGUUCCACGUGACAGUUCGAACCUCGUCGUUGCCUCACGCGGGGACAUACAACAUGGUCUGGCUGUCUUUGGUUGGCACUCAGAGCCAAAGUCAUCCUGUCAGGGUGGAUUCAGCGACGCAGCAUAUUAUUUCCGGCUCUGCUUGGACAAUUGUCAUGAGGACUAAUGAGGAUCUCGGCUCUGUGGUUCUGAUCCGUUUGCGACUUGAGCCCAGGCAUGGGUUCCCUGAUCUGGAUUGGCACUGUCAAGAUGUGCAGUUGCAAAAGAGCUCUGCUGGACAGGAGGUCAUAUGUUUCCCCUGUAAUAGAUGGCUCCGAACUGUAGAUGGCGAUAUUGAGCUCUGCAGUGAGCAAGUUUGUCCCUUGAAUUUGGAGACAGUGCAGAUUUUAAGGGAUUACAGGACCAAGGAGCUGCAAAAUAAACAACAGCAAAUCAGGUGGCGCACGUUCAUUGAUGGAGCUCCUCGUUGUGUGGACGUGGAUGGUCUGCAGCAGCUGGGUCCAAAUCUGUGCUACACCAGACAGAGUCCAGGCAUUGACUUGUUUUAUCUAAAGGGCUUUGCUGACCGAGGGACAUCAUGGAAUAAUCUGCAAGAGCUGGAGAUACUUCUUGCUCAUCAAGGCAGAGACAACUCUGUCGCCAAGUAUGUUCAAGCCCACUGGAGAGAGGAUGCUUUCUUUGGCUAUCAGUGCCUCAAUGGCUGCAAUCCUCUUGUUAUUCGUCAGAUCCACAACAUGCCCUCCAACUUUUCUGUCACACCCGAUAUGCUAAGAGCCUUCCUGCCGGAGGGAUCGAGUCUGGAGGCCGAACUGGAGAGUGGGAGAAUUUAUCUCUUGGAUUAUGAGGUGCUGGAGGAUUUGCCUGCAAAUGUCAUCAAUGAACGCCAGCAUUAUCUGACUGCUCCUCUGUGUCUUCUCUAUUACAAUCAACAGGGGGAGCUAAAGCCCAUUGCUAUUCAGCUUAAACAGACAGCUGGUGAAAACAACCCCGUGUUCCUGCCCUCUGACCCAGAACCCGAUUGGCUGCUUGCUAAGAUUUUCGUCCGCAAUGCUGACUUUCAGUGCCACCAGUUGCUCUCUCACUACCUGCGCACUCACGCUCUGGGGGAGGUGUACUGUGUUGCCACCCUGAGGCAGUUGCCUGAAGUACACCCUAUACACAAGCUCUUAAUGCCUCACAUCAGAACAACUCUGCAGAUAAACAUUCAAGCCAGAGCCUCUCUCCUUGCUGCAAAUGGAGUGUUUGACAAGUCCAUAGCCAGUGGUCUGAAGACUCUUCCAGGACUACUGGCUGGAGGAACUGCACGACUGAGCUACAACUCACUUUGUGUACCAGAUGAUCUCAGAGAAAGAGGGCUGGACAAUCUACCUAACUGCUACUAUGCACAGGAUUCUCUGAGGGUGUGGAACACCCUUCACAGGUUUGUCUCAGGCUGGGUGAGUUUGUAUUACUCCGGUGAUGAGGAGGUCCAGCAGGAUUGUGAGUUGCAGAACUGGAUCAGAGAGAUCUUCACUGAAGGGCUCCUGGGGCGUGCUGAAUCAGGUAUGCCAGCGUCAUUUCAGACCAUGGAAGAAUUGAACAAGUUUGUUACCAUGGUGAUGUUUUGCUGUUCAGCACUGCAUGCUGCUGUCAAUUUCUCUCAGCUGGAUUUCAACAUGUGGAUGCCCAACUGCCCUGCAGCUAUGCCACGCCCACCCCCUAAGUCAAAGGGGUCUGUGAAAGAGGAGGAGCUUCUUUCUUUCCUCCCAGAUGUUAAUGCCACUUGUAGAGUCCUCAUGGUCCUCAGUCAGCUAUCACAGCCUGCUGCUGAUUUUGUUCCCCUGUGUCAGUAUCGUGAGCCUUACUUUAGCACCAGUACCCACCGAAAGUUGCUGGAGGAAGUGCAGAGAGAGCUACAUGUCAUAGCGAACGAAAUCUCACUGAGGAACAGUAACCUGGAGCUGCCUUACCCUUAUCUGUCACCAGACCGCAUUGAGAACAGUGUGGCUAUCUGA